GCGCAGCAGCUUCCGGCGCCGUCUUGGCGGGGGCGGGAAGUGAGGGCGACUGGGCGCGGGCUGGCUGGUGGCUAGGGCUUCCCGACCCUGCGGCCUUUGGCGCGUCCUUUUGUCCUUCCGGGCCUCCCUCUCCUGCAGCGUGGUCGGGGUUCGGUGGUCUCCGGCCCUUCCCUCCCCCCGGCCCGGUUCAUUCGUUCGACCCUGAGCUGGCCGCUCUCGGAGGAGUGGGUGGGGCGCGACGAGCUGGCCGAGCCGAUGUGCGGCCGGGCGCGGUGGGAGCCGAGCCCGCGGUGGUCGGGGAGGAGGGCAGCGCAAAGGAGGGGAUGCCCGAACCGGAGCUUCAGGAGUAAGCGGCGUUCCUGUGUUGUGGAAGGUGCGGGGACGCUGUACUGAGUGCUACAUCUGCAGCAUCCCUGAGUCUUCAUAACAGCCCAUUGUGAUGGAGAGUCUAUUCUCCUCAUUUUAUAGUUGAGGAAACUGAAGCCUCGGUAGCUUCGCGCAAGUUAGUCACACAGUAAAUGGUAGCGUCAGAAGUUGAAUUCCCAAGCCUAGACUCCUAACCAUCUCUCUGCACCGCCUCAUUACCACACCUGUAAGCCAAGUGUUUGAUAAAUGCCCUUUGAGCAUCCUUUGUCGCAGCUCUGUAUUUGCCGGCCGUCUGAGGGAAUACAGCUAGGUAGAAGCCUCAGCCCCUGCCUUCUAGGCCGUGUACCCCGAACAGUCGACUGAAAGUACAAAGCAAAGUGCUCCAGUGAGUGUGGGCUGUUCAGGGGAGGACUCAGCUGGAAUUGCUGAAUGCGUCAGAAAGGAGUCUGAUUUGAGCUGGGUGUGAUUUGGAAGAUCAAUGGAAGGACGUUCCGGGCCGGAGACUGCCAAAGCAAAGACUCAGGUGUAAUUCUUCCAUUUCUGAAAACGCCCUGCUGCCUCUCUUCAGAGCCAUCAAGCCUGUACCUGAAAGUGUCUGCUGGCCUUGGAGUGCUCAACUUCACUUGGACUCUCUGCUUUGUUCUGGAAAUAUGUGGGCUUCAGCUCAAGCAGUGUCAAAACAGGCCACGCCUACAGACCUCCCAGGAGGGCAAAAUCCCUUUUCCUCACCCACGAAGCUGGAUUCAUCUUGUUGGAUAUGAGACCUUUUCUUUACUGCUGUCAUCUUUUCUUCCGUAUAGUAUUCACAUGGCUCACAAUCUGAGUUAUUUAUGCUGGCACGCCUUCAUUCCCGGUACCCUCCACUGUCUCUUCCUUAAUCCUGCUGCAGCUGCUCCUUAGCCCAGGCCCCGAGACAGAAUGGUUCCUGUGGCAGCAGCUGAUACUAUUUCAGAAGGCAGCAACAUUUGAGGAUAUGACCAAAAAUUGGAAGUGUUUGGAAUCCUCUCAGAAGGACUGCCCCAGGGACGCAAUGCUGGACAAUUAUGAGAACAUGGUCCCUCAGGGAUCCUUCUUGCAGUUCUCCGUCAUGCCACAGAUAGCUGGAAAUGAUACCCCUGGUGUUUCAAAUACAAAUGAAAUGGAAAUGGAGAGAAGUAACAUGAGAGAAAAGUUUCUUAUAAGCGUGACAAAAUUAGUAGAAAGUAAAAGUUACAACAGCAAGGUAUUUUCCAAAGAAAAGUACUUUCAAACAAUAAAAGAAGUCAAAGAAGCUAAGGAGAAGGGGAAGAAGUCAUCACGUGAUUAUCGCCGUGCAGCUAAAUAUGACGUAAUCUCUGUACAAGGCACAGAGAAACUAAUAGAGGCUAAUCAUGGAGAAAGAGAUCGAAUACGGUAUUAUGUACAUAAGGAAGAGUUGUUUGAUAUUCUUCAUGAUACACAUCUCAAUAUUGGACAUGGUGGGCGGACGCGCAUGCUCAAGGAGCUACAAGGAAAAUAUGGGAAUGUCACUAAAGAAGUCAUUGUCUUAUAUCUGACUCUGUGUAAACAGUGCCACCAGAAGAACCCAGUACCCAAGAGAGAUCUUGCACCCAAGCCCAUGCCUUUCAAGUAUAUUGACUCCAGAUGCCAAGUUGAAAUAGUUGACAUGCAGUCAAAUGCUGAUGGUGAGUUCAAGUUUAUUUUAUAUUACCAGGACCACUUGACCAAGUUUAUUAUUUUACGACCAUUAAAAGCCAAACAGGCCCAUGAAGUGGUCAGUGUCCUAUUGGAUAUUUUCACAAUUCUUGGUAUACCCACCAUGUUAGAAUCUGACAGUGGCAUAGAAUUCACAAACCAGGUUGUUAAUGAGCUCAAUGAGAUAUGGCCAGACCUAAAUAUUGUCUCUGGUAAGUACCACCCUGGCCAAGGCCCGGGCUCCCUGGAGCAAGCAAGCCAUGAUGUCAAGAACAUGAUAAGUGCCUGGAUGCAGAGCAACCACUCAUGUCACUGGGCCGAAAGCCUGCGAUUCAUACAGAUGGUGAGGAAUCAGGCCUUCGACGUUUCUUUACAGCAAAGUCCAUAUGAGGCAAUGUUUGGUUGUAAAGCCAAACUUGGAUUAUAUUCUUCACACUUACCCCGGGAAACUGUGGCUGUUUUACAAACAGAGGAAGAACUAGAAAUCGCUGAAGAACAGCUAGAAAAUAGCCUUUGGAUUAGACGGGAAGAAAGGGCUGAGAAUGGAGCAGACAGAUUUGAUAUGGAUGAGGACGUCGAUCCCACUCCUCCUGAAGCUACAGAGCCCAGCACCUCACGAGGGGCUCCAGGUCUCUUCUGCUGGUGAACAGACACCUGCUGGGUGGAUGCUUUCAGUGUCUCUGGGCAUCAGACAGCCAUCUGAGAACUGUUGUCAAAGGCCCCAGGGGAAAGGAACAUGAAGGCUGCACUCUCAGUCAAGUUGUCCCUGGUAGUCCUUGCUCCAAGGGGAAGAGCAGAUCAAGUCUGUGAUCUAGGGCUGCCAUCACCAAUUCCCCCAAACUUGGCAGCUUAUAACAGCAGAAAUUUAUUCUCUCAUAGUUCUGGAGGCAGAAGUCUGAAACCAAGAUGUCGACAUGGUUUGUUCCUUCUGGAGGCUCUGAGGGAGAAUCCAUUCCAAGCCCUUCUCCUUUGUCUGGUGCCUGCCAGUAAUCCUUGACAUUCCUUGGCUUGUAGUACCAUAAGUCCAGUCUCUGCUUUGUCUUCAUGUGGUGUUCACAUGGCCUUUUCCCUUCUGUCUCCGUGUGUGUUCUUUUCUUUCUCUUAGAAGGACACCAUUGGAUACCAAAUCCAUGUCGUUGAAUUUAGGGCCCACCCUAAUCAAGGAUGAUCUCAUCUCUAGAUCCUCACCUUAAUUACGUCUGCAAAGACACAUUUUUCCAAUUAAGAUCUCAUUCAUGGGUACUGGGGGUUUGGACUUGGACAUAUCUUUUGGGAGGGACACAGUUCUACCCACUACAGUCAGUGGAAGAAUUAUUUUUGCCUGCAGAACAUGAGCUGAGGGUGUCUUAAGCAUGUAGAGCUGGUGGGGCUGUCCUACAUGUAUCUAGUACAUAUUCCUUCCCCUGCUUAUUCCUGUUCCUCAGUCACAUACCAAAAAAGAUGGGGACAUCAGAGGAAAAGAUGUAGAUGAAGGACAAGUAACGAGAAGAAAAGAGGUUGCUCCAACAUGACCUAAAGACUGGCCGCCUCACCAGCUGAGCUCUAUUUCCUGCUUCAAGAGAAACCAUUUGUGCCAUCCCUGCUCUCCGAAUGGCAUGCACAGGGAAUUGUGUGACCUGCCUGAAACAUUUUGAAAGUAGGUCAGAAUUAAAGCAUGGCUGGGAUUUGGGUCUGAGUCUACCAGUUUUCUAUGCCUCAAGCAUAGAAAAGCAUGUUGUAUUCCUGGAACAGGUCAGUGCAUUCCAGGAAGUGACCAAUAGGCUGGGAAACAAUCAAGGUCUCUGGAGGAAAACACAAAAGUUGGCCUGAGGUCACUACUCCAACCAGAGAAUAGAACAAGGGCCAGUCUGGGUCACAGUUCAGAGUAAGGAUAAGUGACCCAGCCAAAGGGAAGGAUCAUGCCUUGGAUCUGUGUACACUAAGUUUCUAAGGCCUGGAAGAGUGCUUUGUGCGUUGGAGGUAUUCAGCAAGGAUUUGUUGAAUGAAUAAAUGAUUCUGCAGAAUGGACACAGGGAAGGAGAAGGGGCCUCUAGUCCUUUAUUGCCCCACGCAUCCUUCCUGCAUAUCCCAGAGCCAUCUAAAACCAUUCUGAUUGCCCCUCGUGCUGGUUUCCUCUUCUGUUUCCACUUCUUACCUCACAGGGUCGUUGUGAGAGACAGUGAGAUAUGUAUGUGAAGGGGCUUUCUCCAUAAACACUGAAGUCCUACAAUGUGAGUUGUCCCUGCUGCUAGCAGAUCCUAUCCUCCAUGUGAGAAUUGGAGACUUCUGUCUGUUGACAUUACAUUCUGAAUUAAACAAUGUUAAGUUGGGUAUCCA
Molecule: messenger RNA, 4356 nt
Organism: Equus caballus (horse)
Lineage: Eukaryota; Metazoa; Chordata; Mammalia; Perissodactyla; Equidae
Source: RefSeq, a predicted model, not a curated record